CACAGAGCAGAAGAAGCUGUAGAGAACGGGUGGCAGGAGAAGUUUAGAGACGGACAACAUGAACCUGAAGGGGAGCCGUGGUCGCUUGUACAGCACUCGCUGUUGUGGCUGCUGUCAUGUGAGGACUGGCACCAUUAUCCUGGGCAUCAAGUAUAUGGUUGUGAAUCUGCUGAUGGGAAUCCUCCUCACAGUGAAAGUAACCCACCCCGAUACUGUGCCAACAGUCGAUAUUCAGUAUGAAGUCAUUGGCAACUACUAUACUUCAGAGAGAAUGGCUGAGAAUGCCUGCGUCCUCUUCGCCAUCACUCUUCUCCUGUUCACUAUGAGCGCAAUGAUGGUCUAUGGAGCGAUCACUCAUCGGGGAGGCUGGAUAAUACCUUUCUUCUGCUACCAGCUGUUUGACUUUGCUCUCACGUGCCUGUUUGCCAUUGGCUCCCUGACAUAUCUUCCUGGCAUUAAAGAAUAUUUGGAACAGUUGCCCCACUUUCCCUAUAAAGAGGAUCUGCUUUCCCUGGACUCCAGCUGGCUUUACUCCAUUGUUGUGGUUGUGGGAGCGCUUAUCGUCCUCUUGAAGGCCUAUUUGAUUAAUUGUGUGUGGAACUGCUACAAAUACAUCAGCAACAGAAACAUGCCAGAGAUUGCAGUUUAUCCCGCCUUUGAAACCCCACCACAGUACCUCCUUCCUACAUACGACAUGGCCAUUAAGAUGCCUGAGAAAGAGAAGGAUCCCCCUCCUCCUUACAUCCCAGCAUAAUGUCCCAAGAUGCUCUGCUCCUGGAAUCCAUUGUUAUUGCUGGUGCCGCAAAGAUGAAUACAGAAGUGUAUUUUUGUGCUUUAUAUUUGUAUGGCCUUAAUAUGUCCAUCUUAUAUGUAUAUCAUUACUCACCGUGAGACAAUCUCUUCUACGGAUUCAUGUUUACUGGGAGAGCUGGGGAACGGAAGGGUUAAUAGCGCUUCUUGUUCUUUGUAUCCGUAGAGUUUUAUUUCCGUAUUUCUUUUCAUCUUCACUGUGUGUCUGUGCUCAUGCCCUAAAUGGGCCUCAAACUACAACUCCCAGCAUCCUCGGCAGGAGCAAGCGCUUGGUGGGAGUUAUAUUUAGCAGUUCCAUAUCCCUGUCUUAAAGGACCAGUAACAUUCAUAUUUUUUAAAAAAAAAUUCGGUAUAGAACGAAAAAAACCCACAAAGACGUAUUAAACUUUUAAGUCGCUAUGUCUUUAUAAAGAAAUAACUUACUGAAACUCCGAUUGCGCUCCUCUUCAGAAAAGACGACGAUCCAUCGUGCGGUGCUUGAUUUCUCCUCCCUGGCUAUCUUCUAUUUGUGGUUUUCUUUUCGUUCUAUACUAACAUAUUAAAAAAAAAAUUAUGUUACUGAUCCUUUAACCCUUUCACUGCAAGAGAGCAAUGCAACAGAUUGCAGGCGAUGCUAUGGCGUUCCUUGUGCCAAGUGAAGGUAUUUAAAAAA
Xenopus laevis (African clawed frog) is the source of this 1462-nucleotide messenger RNA. RefSeq names its product lysosomal-associated protein transmembrane 4 alpha S homeolog (gene laptm4a.S). Lineage: Eukaryota; Metazoa; Chordata; Amphibia; Anura; Pipidae. Gene Ontology annotation, cellular component: endomembrane system; lysosomal membrane; membrane. The record is from RefSeq and is marked provisional.